GUAGUACUAAAAGUGGGAACAGGAUGUUUUCAUUUCUGUGAUUGGUUCUUCAGUGUCUGGGCCUUCGCGGUUAUAAUAACGCGUUUGCAACUGUUUAACAGAAAUAGGGACUCUAAACAGGAAUACUAAAAACUGUGGCUAAAUAAUGACAGAAUGGAUGUAGCGGAAGAAGGACGUAGUCAUUUGUAGAGGCUUGUUUUAGCUGCGCGGUGGAGGUGCUGUGCCUCUGCUGCAGCUCUGGAUCACUUUGAGCUGUGACCUAUGGGCUUGACAGGAAUGAAGAAAGUUGUACAACACUUGAUAACUUCAUAUAAAAGGAACUACUCAUUAUCUUGCGAUCAAAACUUCCCAUCCAGAUUUUCAAAUGAAAAUGGAGGAUAUGCCCCUGUCAGGCCCAGACAACACCAGGCUGGAGGCUUUGGUGCAUGACAUCUACUCAGAGCUGGUGGAUGAUGCCUGUUUGGGCCUGUGUUUUGAGGUGCAUCGUGCAGUCAAACAAGGCUACUUCUUUUUGGAUGAAACUGACCCAGAAAGCAUGAAGGAAUUUGAAAUUGUGGACCAACCUGGAGUGGACAUAUUUGGCCAAGUCUAUAACCAGUGGAAAAACAAAGAGUGUGAAUGUCCCAACUGUAAAAGGCUGAUCGCUGCGUCUCGCUUUGCCCCUCACCUGGAGAAGUGUCUGGGGAUGGGACGCAACAGCAGCCGCAUCGCCAACCGCAGGCUAGCCACAAAUAACACCAUGAGUAAAUCUGAAAGCGAUCAAGAGGACAACGACGACCUGAAUGACAAUGACUGGUCCUACGGAGCAGAGAAAAAAUCAAAGAAACGAAAGCCAGAAAAGAAUCAGACAUCUCCAAGAAGGUCAAAAUCACUCAAACAUAAAAAUGGUGAACUUAGCGGCAGUGUCCCAUCAGACGCCUAUAAGUACAACUACAGCUCUGGUAUUAACUACGAAACACUGGGCCCAGAUGAAGUUCGAUCUGUGCUAACAACGCAAUGUGGCGUGAUCUCCGAACACUCCAAGAAAAUGUGUAACAGGUCUCAGCGAUGCCCCCAGCACACGGACGAGCAGAGGAGGGCCGUCAGGGUGUUCCUCCUGGGGCCGUCCGCGCCUCCACUCCCUGACGCCGACGCUGUGACAGAGAGUGACAGUUUUGACAUUCCCGAUGGACAGAGCCUGAUGAGCCGUUUACAAUGGGAAGAUUCACCUGACGUUUCUCCCACCGACUCUGCCUCGUCUAAAGCCAGCACUAACCAUUCAGACUCUCGAAGACCUAAGAAGAAGAAGAGGAUGUCUCUGAGUAUGAACAGCAGCAGCGGAGGAGGAGGAGGCGGAGGGGGUGGAGGGAGUGGAGGUGGAGGCAGCGCGGGAGGACCCUCUGGUGGUAACGGAGGAGGUAACAGCAGCAGCAGCUCUCAAAGUAACACCGGCUUAUCGUCCAAAAAGAAGAGGCCCAAACCCUCAGGACCCUCCAUGUCCAGUAUCUACGACGACUGAACGCAGCAGCUUCUGAUGACUAUAUUCUGAUCAUAUCGAUGGCUCUUAAACGGCGCCGAUUCAAAAGAAGAAAGAAGAACGUAACGUGGGAAAAGUUUAAAUUAAAAGUAAAGUUAUGAUCUGUAAAUAUUAUAAAAACAUUCACAGUAAAACAUAAACUACAGAGACAUUUAAGAUACUAUGACUAUUACUACUAUGACUACGACUACUACGACAACUACUACUACGACUACUUUGACUACUGCAUUUAAGAUAUUGUCUAAGAGUUGAUCCAAAUAAUAGCUGUUUUUAUAUUUACAAUUAUUAUUAUUACUACGACGACGACUACUACUACUAUUACUACUACUACUACCACUACCAUUACCAUUAAUAAUAGCUAAUACUACAACAACGACUAAAACUCCUACUGCUCCUGCUACUGCUAAUACUAAAUAUUAAUAAUAAUAGCUUGAAGUUGUAGCUUGAAGCACUGAAAACAGCAUUUAUUUCCUUUAAACAAAAAUAAAAUAAGACAGAACAGAUCCAGACAUGUUCUGUAGCUGUUGUUCAUCUCUUAAGUAACUUCAGAACAGCUUUAUAUAAAUAAAAAUUCAAAUAUUAUGAGACUUUCUAGUGCAACUAUAGUAAAAACUCUUAUUACAUCAAUGUACAUGACCAACCAAGGAUAUCAGCUUAAUCGAUAUUUGGAAGCUGAUAUCUGAUCCAUCAAGUUUUUCAGUAUCGGUGCCUAUAUCAAAUCAAUCCCAAGUUUGAUGUUUGAGCUUUUUGUAAAUUUAAACGCCUACAAUUCUGCAUAUUUUAAAAAGUCCCGUUUCAGCCCAUGAUGCGGUUUUGUGUUUCACUGUGAAUAACUUUAUGAUAUUUGUAGACCAUAGCGUUUUAGUAUAAUUUUGGUUUUAAAAAGAAGAAUUUCCACUUUCGUCUCAUUUUGAAAGUCAUCAGCCUCACAUGUAUAUAUCAUAAAACAAGGGUGAAUUGGCCAAGGCUUUAUUUAACUUUGUAAUAAUUUAAAGACUGUUUUAUUUUAGGCUCCAAAUCGUAACACCUCCUUUUAAUUUGACCUGUGUGAAAUGUUACAGCGUUUCUUAAAAGGCCAAUAUUACAUUAUUCUCUGAUCUGUUCUAAUGUUGUUUCCUCAUCACAAACAGAUCUGGAGUUAUGUUUUGUUUCAUUCACACAUGUUUAACACACAACCCCUGCAUAUUAAGAGUUCUUCUCCCAAACUGAAAACACUCUGUUUCACCUUGUGAUGUCAUCAUGUGGUAAUACAGGAAGUGCUCCACUGUGUUUGUAAAUUCCAUACAGCUUUACUAUGAUCAUUGGAUUAUUUCAACCCUGGAAUUGCACAAACUCUAUUGAACAAUAGGUCAAAAGUAGCUGCUAACUUGAAAACUACCACUUCAUGACAUCACAAGGUGGAACAGAGCAUUUUGAGCUUUGGAGAUGUAGACAGACUAAUAAUAAAGUGUUACUCAAACAUGUGUGAAUGAAAUAAAACACAACUCCAGGUCUGUUUUUGAGGAGGUACCAGCAUUAGAACAUGGAUUAAAGCUCACAACAGUAAAUUUUGUGUAAUAUAGGACCUUUAAUAAAAAAUAAAUUAAAAAAACCUAAAACGCUGUCAUUUUAAAAUUUUCAAUGCUAGAAAUUGGCCAAAGUUUUUAUUAUUUAUGUAAAAAAAAUAUUUGAAUUUGGAGUUGGAUAUGCAUCAUAUUACAGCCCCAAAGGAAUUAUUAUUAUUAAGCAGGUCCAUCUUUCUAUAAAUUGACCUUGACUUUUAUUUUGACACGAUUUAGCCUCUUCAAAAUGGACACUUGACAUUAGUUGAUUUGAAUGCUCACGUGUGGUUUUUGAGUCUGGAUUUCUGGCAUUCUAUUGCACAUUUGCCUGUGUGUUUGUAUAGUAUGCUCUGUUUUGUGAGAUAAGCGUUGGUUUCUGUGUGGUGAGUGUGGUUCCAGGAUGCAACCCAUAGACUGUAUAUAUAAAUGGACAUGGCUAACGCACUAGGCGCCGCGUUUCAAACAGGAAGUGAUCAUGGAUGCGCUUCCGACUCCAUCGACUACAUGAUCUGUAAAUCAAGAUAUGAACAUUAAAAACAGACAAAUCAAACACCUUCUUUCCCAACAUUGCUCCCGCUAGCGUUAGCAACAGGUUUGAUUGACAGCAUUACUAAGCACCCGCUCCCUACUAAAUCAGUGGUGCGGGCGGGAAGGGGUGUUACCUUCAACAGCCUCACUCCGGAUUGGCUCUUUGGUUGCUAUGAUACUCGUGGUCGGAAUUCCAAAUAUGGAACUCGGCUCCAAAUUGUCCGCUAUAUCUGCUCUAGCCUCGAUGAGCUUCAUUUGACUGGAGCUGAACGCUGUGGGUGACGUCACACUCACUUAGUCCACUUCUUUACACAGUCUGUGAUGUAACCAGAACUAUGCAUCCUCGUGUGUGACUUUGUGAAGAUGUUUGUGCCAUUUUAUCUUCUUUGUUUACAGCCGUGUAUAUUUAAGUUUUAAUUUAUCACUGCCUAAUGAGUGAUAUGUAAAUAGCGUUUGUGUUUUAAUGCAGAUUUUGAUAUUUGAGGAGCCACUAGGCAAACGGCACAUGUAUGUUUGUAUGUAUGUUUUUAUGAGAAAUGUGAUGGAAAUGGAAUCAUGAUAAAUACAACUUUUCUCUGUAGU
Molecule: messenger RNA, 4167 nt
Organism: Periophthalmus magnuspinnatus
Lineage: Eukaryota; Metazoa; Chordata; Actinopteri; Gobiiformes; Gobiidae
Gene: atxn7l3a
Product: ataxin 7 like 3a
Exons: 14
Coding region: 365-1498 (377 amino acids)
Biological process (GO): positive regulation of DNA-templated transcription; regulation of transcription by RNA polymerase II
Cellular component (GO): SAGA complex; DUBm complex
Molecular function (GO): transcription coactivator activity
Source: RefSeq, a predicted model, not a curated record